Molecule: messenger RNA, 1275 nt
Organism: Arabidopsis lyrata subsp. lyrata
Lineage: Eukaryota; Viridiplantae; Streptophyta; Magnoliopsida; Brassicales; Brassicaceae
Product: 2-hydroxy-6-oxo-2,4-heptadienoate hydrolase
Exons: 4
Coding region: 187-1122 (311 amino acids)
Molecular function (GO): catalytic activity
Source: RefSeq, a predicted model, not a curated record
CUUUACGUAAUUACAAAUAUCACAAAGUCCAAUACUGUAAUUUCGUAAAUUACACGGACGGUCCAAAAAAGUCACGUUUAUAAUCAAUUCUCGACAAAUAACUGAAUUCUGUUUUUGUUUUUUUCCUCUUCUUCAUCGUCACGCCUCCUUAUCUUCUUCUCUGUAUCAUUUUGGAAUUAUUCAAAAAUGUUUGAUCAUCUGAAACUGUUGCGAUGCUUCAGCUUCACGGCGUCGCGAGAUUGGUUAUUCCGGCAAUCAUUCGCAAACGCCGGUCUACGUUCCGUAACAACAGAUCUGUCCCACGGCAAUUCAAUCGCAUCAACAGCUAUGCAUUGUUGGAUCCCAAAAUCCCCAAAUCGAUCUAAACCUAAUCUCCUGCUCGUCCACGGAUUCGGAGCCAACGCAAUGUGGCAAUACGGAGAACAUCUCCGAGCUUUCACCGGCCGAUUCAACGUCUACGUUCCCGAUCUCCUCUUCUUCGGAUUAUCAUCCACAUCGGAACCAAACCGAUCCGAAUCAUUCCAAGCUCGGUGUCUAAUGAGGUUAAUGGAAGCGCACGGAGUCCAGAGGAUGAACAUCGUCGGGAUUAGUUACGGUGGAUUCGUUGGGUAUAGUUUAGCGGCACAAUUUCCGGAGAAAGUAGAGAAGCUUGUGCUAUGCUGCGCCGGGGUUUGCUUGGAGGAAAAAGAUAUGGAGGAUGGAUUGUUUAAGGUACCGAAUCUAGAAGAAGCUACAGGAAUUUUGAUUCCUCAGACGCCGGAGAAGCUUAAGGAACUAAUAAGAUUCUCUUUCGUUAAGCCAAUCAAAGGUGUUCCUUCGUUUUUCCUCUGGGAUUUUAUCGAUGUAAUGUGUACGGAGUUUGUAGAGGAGAAGAGGGAUUUGAUAAAAUCAAUACUCAAAGAUCGGAGACUUUCAGAUCUUCCUAGGAUCAAACAGAAAUCGUUGAUCAUAUGGGGAGAAGAAGAUCAAAUAUUUCCACUGGAACUAGGUUACAGAUUAAAAAGACAUAUAGGAGAGAGUGCAGAGAUAGUGGUGAUCAAGAACGCAGGACAUGCUGUGAAUUUGGAGAAGUCCAAGGAAUUUGUCAAGCAUUUGAAAUCUUUUCUCAUUGACUCUUUCUGAAAUUUUUACAUUUUUUUCUAUAUUUGGAGAAAUAAUAACCAAUUUUUUUACAUUAUUUUUCAGAACAUGAUCUUUCUUUCUUGUUUAAAAGCUUAAAACAUUAACGUCUACUAGGGAAUUUAUGUUAGAUGACAAACACGAUUAUAUUAUCCA